Molecule: messenger RNA, 1785 nt
Organism: Suillus fuscotomentosus
Lineage: Eukaryota; Fungi; Basidiomycota; Agaricomycetes; Boletales; Suillaceae
Exons: 9
Coding region: 1-1785 (594 amino acids)
Biological process (GO): transmembrane transport; metal ion transport
Cellular component (GO): membrane
Molecular function (GO): magnesium ion transmembrane transporter activity; magnesium ion binding; cobalt ion binding
Source: RefSeq, a predicted model, not a curated record
AUGUCCUCUACUAAUCAUGCUCAUUUCCCUUUGAACAAUCUUCGUUGGGGCAACAAUAGUCAUGGAACUCCUGGAACUCAUACAACACACAGCAGUAAACCCCCAAAAACACCUGCACCGAUAUAUCGACAUGCUGCCCCAUCCGGACCUUGGCCAUGGAUGGACCUCGAGUCGGACACUAAGUUAGAGACAGAACCUACUUCACCAGCAAGAGAGUCAGCGGAACAAUUGAAAUGGAGGGGAUAUCCUCAAAACUUGUUCGGUAAUUGGGUCACCGAUCGAAUCACACGGUGCAAGAUGGUCGAAAAUUGUUCCAAGGACCCUCGAGAAAAAUGCAGGAUCUAUUAUGUCGAUGUACUUGAAACAGGGUCAUUCAAGCCGGCUCAAGAUACCGGUCCACCCAUUGAUGUCGAUGAACGCGCUUUACAUAAGCUUUGGGAUCAUUUGCAGAUACAGCCGACAGGCCUUCGUCUUAGGGUGUUGCUUGUCGACAACAUGAAACACCCUGUGCUUCAGAUGCUGGGAACAAGGUACAACAUCGAACCGUUCUUUUUCACGUCCUCAUUGAACUGGAUCCCUUCUCGAUACCAAGAAGAAGUUGUCAAGAAAAAAGGUGAUCAUAUUACGGUCACUCUUCUGUUCGUACGCGCCGUAUCAUGGGGGGUGACUGCACCAUCCUCGCACAACAAGCACAUUUCGGACAAUGAGAGGGCUAUAGACACACAAGAGUCACUUCGUCUUCGCUCUGGUACAGUCCUCUCCCCAAUUGAUGGUAUUAUUGUUCAAAAGUUCUUAGUUCUUUCGUCAGCGGAAAAGUACCUUCUGCAAGACCUGCUCGCUCUGCAUAUGAUAAGAUCAUCCGACCCUAGUGGUAGUACUAUCAUAUCUUACCACCCAAAUGCUCAGUGGGAUAGGACAACCGCGGAGCGAUUGAAAAAUCUAGUUCACAAAGUGGGAGAGAGCGUGUAUUGGCAGAAGAUAUUCGAACAGUCUAAGGAUCCAUCAUUUGUCUUCUUGGCUAUUCUUUGGUAUGGGCUUUAUGCCUGGGACGAAUCCUUGGACCAUCUGUACACUCAUAUGAACUGGCUGGAAACAAACGUGCUGCUGACGAACGAUAGCCACCUUACGACUGAGUUACACACUAUCCAGGCUCAACUACUCCAUUAUGCUUCGCUUCUCGAGGAUUUCCGCAAAUCUGUGAAUUUCGUCAGGAACACGCCGAAUCCCGGUCUGGAGUCCUCCGAAUUUACUGAACAUUCAAGAAGGGACACGAAUAAAUUGAUGCGCAAGGAAUGCGAUAACCUCCUUUCGGAAAUUGACAGGCUAGGUUUCCAAUUGAGAAACAUCACAGACCUCGUUCGUAUGUUUGCUCCGCUAGAUUUGAGCACUAUUAAUUUCGGUGUCCAGGCUAAAGCGACUGUGAACUUUGUCGAUAGUCGACGGAUGCAAGAUCUGACGACAGCAACAGUUCGUGAUUCGGCCUCAAUGAAACAGAUUUCCUACCUGACAAUGAUUUUUCUCCCUGCCAGUUUCAUCGCAUCGGUAUUUGGAAUGAAUGUCAGGGAAAUUAUCAGCGGUGCCACGGAAACUCUAGCCAAUUAUGUGACUGUUUCUGUUACAUUUACCGUACUCACUGCAUGGCUUGUAGUUGCAUUUCAAGCUCACUCGCCGUUUCACGAGUCAGGAACUGGAUUCUGGCGACGGCUUGCAUGGCCGGCCACAUACAUCAUGAGAUCCACAGGCCUGCGGCAGUCGCUCCGAAGUCAGCCCGUUGUAGACAUUUAG